Aureococcus anophagefferens is the source of this 1962-nucleotide messenger RNA. RefSeq lists its product as hypothetical. Lineage: Eukaryota; Pelagophyceae; Pelagomonadales; Pelagomonadaceae. The transcript is spliced from 3 exons. Gene Ontology annotation, molecular function: zinc ion binding; ubiquitin protein ligase activity. The record is from RefSeq and is a predicted model, not a curated record. Gene Ontology annotation, cellular component: cytoplasm. Bases 1 to 1962 code for a protein of 653 amino acids.
AUGAUGAUGGAGGGCGUGUGCUUCCUCGAGGAGGAUGGGCCCGUGGUCUUCCUCGACGGCGAGGCGCCGGAGCGGCGCGCCCCGAGCGCCUUCUCCGGGGCCUCGCGCGUGCCGCCGGGCGUGUCGCUCGUGCCCCAGGAGGCGGGCUACGUGCUCCAGGACUGCGAGGACGUCGACACCAUCGCCGGGUCCGUGGCGUCGGCGCCGCGGCCCGCGUACGGCCGGGGCAGCCCGCGGCGCGGCGCGUCGCCGGAGCCGCCCGCGUACGGCCGGGCCAGCCCGCGGCGCGGCGCGUCGCCGGACCGCGCGCCGGCGCCGCCGCUCGCGCCGGCGCCGCGCGCGUCGCCGCGGCGGUCGCCGAGCCCGCUGCCGGCCGACGGCUUCGACGACCUGUCCGCGGGGCGGCUCGACGUCGCGUCGGGGAACGAGGAGCUCGCGCGCGCGCUGGGCUUCGGCGACGACGGCAGCGCCGGCGACCAGUUCGCCUUCGACGCCGCGGAGCCGCUGCCGGGCUACGGCGGCGCGUCGACCCUGUCCGGCGCGAGCCUCGCGGACCCCGAAACUUCCGGCGGCGAGCCGCGGGGGCGCCGCGCGCGGCCGAGCCCCAUCCGCUACGGCGGCGAGCGGCGGUCCUUCGACGGCGUCCCGUCCUUGGACGGGCCCUUCGAGGAGGCGCCGACCUGUGCGCCGACGCCCGACGCGUUCGACGGGCGGGGCGUCGUGCCCCGGCGGCGCUGGGGCGACGCGGCGGCCGCGCGCGCGCCGUCGCCGGGCCUGCUCGACGAGCGGCGGCCCUCGAGCGGCGCCUGGUCCCAGGCGGGCUCCUCCGAGGACAUGGAGAUCGGCCGCGGCGACUUCACGCCGCGCGACGGGACGUCGCUCGCGGACGUCGGCGAGGACCACAGCUUAGGCGACAUCGGCCCGCCGCCGUCGCGGUCGCGGAGCGUGUCGCCGCUGGGCGCGCCGUCCCUCGGGCCCGAGGACGCGGGCCCCCGCUACCUCGAGGACCGCGAGGUCCGCGCGCUCACGACGGCGCAGGCGCGGCGCGAGCUCGGGCUCCGGGGCCUGUCGACGGGCGGCGCCAAGCCCGUGCUCGUGGAGCGCCUCCUCACGGCCGAGGCGAGAAGGCGCGAGCUCCGCGAGCUCGGCGGCGACAGGUCAGCCGGAAGCCUGUGCCUCGCGGACGCGGGCAAGGACGCGGACGACUUCGCGCCGCGGAAGCGGUCGAAGACGUCGCCGCCGCCGCCGGCCGGCGGCCUCCCGCCCGACGACGGGUCCGUGCUCUCCGCCGCGAGCGUCGCGAGCGAGACCAUCUCCGACCACUGCCCCGUCUGCGCGUCGUGGCUCCGCGGCGACCUAGAGAAUUCUCAAGUUUGGUCAGGACCACCCAAACCAGUGGUUGGUUUCGGCACAGGCGACGUCUACGCGUGCCGGCGGGGCCACAUCGCGUGCGGCGCGUGCAAGGCCUCUUUGCCCGAGGCCGGCGCCUGCCCCGUCUGCGGCGUCGCCAUGGGCGCCAAGCGCGCGCGCCACGUGGAGCUGCGCCUCGCGGGGAGGGACAUGCCCUGCCGCUUCGACGAGAACGGCUGCGACUUCUCGGGCACGAAGGCCGAGCGCCGCGCGCACGACGACGUCUGUUUGCACAAGAAGUACCGCUGCCCCUUCGCCGAGGGCUGCCCGGCGUUGCUCAAGGUCGAGGCCAUGCGCGACCACGGCGUCGAGGCCCACCGGCUCCGGGUGACGGACCGCGCGCCGCGCGAGCGCUUCGUCGACCACCUCGUGGAGAUGGCCGAGCCGCGCGACCGCCUCAACCGCAUGCGCAAGUGGAAGCUGCUCUACGCCAUCGACGGCGACAUCUAUUUCCUGCGCGUGCGGCGGCGCAAGGACCCGGGCAGCAAAAGAGAGCGAAAUUUCCAACUUCAAAGGCUCCUUUCUCGGCCGUUUUCCACUCGUUUUGGCUGA